Molecule: messenger RNA, 992 nt
Organism: Achroia grisella
Lineage: Eukaryota; Metazoa; Arthropoda; Insecta; Lepidoptera; Pyralidae
Product: dTTP/UTP pyrophosphatase-like
Exons: 5
Coding region: 218-850 (210 amino acids)
Molecular function (GO): nucleoside triphosphate diphosphatase activity
Source: RefSeq, a predicted model, not a curated record
GCGAAAAUGUAAUAAAUAAAAAUAACAAAUAUAAGCUAAAACUUAAACCUAACCCUUCAAUUAUCAUAAACUAAACUUUAUUUGAAUUUAUCAUCAUAUUUGCAGUUUCAAUUUCUAUAUUUUUGCUCAUAGAUAUAUACAUGCUAUUAUUCAUUUUCUGUAUAGAUAAGUGAAAUUACUGCAAAUUAAAUAAACAGGAAAUAUAAAUUAGAAAAAAAUGUUACAACCAAUCAUGCAUAUAUUAAAAAAUAAAAACAUUGUAUUGGCCAGCGGUUCUCCGAGGCGCAAAGAACUUAUAGAAAAUAUUGGAUUGAAGGUCACUCUUUGUCCCUCGACGUUUGAGGAAAAUCUGAAUCCAAAAGACUUCAAGAGUUUCUCUGCAUUCGUUGAAGAAACGGCUCUCCAGAAGGUUCUGGAAGUUGAGCGAAGAUUAACUCGAGAGGGACGGCCACCAGACAUUGUUAUCGGUGCUGAUACUAUGGUGACUCUUGAUGGGAACAUGUUUGGGAAACCUACCAGUGAGGAAGAGGCAUUUCAAAUACUAUCCAGUCUUUCAGGCAGAGGACAUACAGUCUACACUGGAGUUAUUAUCAAAGCCCUCGACAAAGUCGUCCUCUUCACAGAGAGCACAAAUGUUGUCUUCGGGAAUAUUGAUGAAAAUCAAAUAAAGGCAUAUAUUGCUACCGGAGAACCUAUGGAUAAAGCUGGUGGCUACGGUAUCCAAGGAGUUGGAGGCACGCUGGUCGAGAGGAUUGAAGGCGACUACUUUACUGUAGUCGGUCUGCCAUUGUAUAGACUGUGUGCGUCUCUCUAUGAAAUGUUUAAAGAUACUGUCAAUGGUCAACGGUAGUUAGUAGGUGGUAGAAUGUAGUAGAAAUAGAAAAUUAAGUGGCAUAGCUUAAAGCUUAAUAGAUACAAUCGUUCAUAUGGGUUUUAGUUUAGGAGGCAUCUGCCAUAGCUGAUUGUUGCAUAUAAGUCAACAAUCUCCAGAA